This is a messenger RNA of Drosophila rhopaloa, 4550 nucleotides long. RefSeq names its product protein quiver (gene qvr). The transcript is spliced from 6 exons. Gene Ontology annotation, biological process: positive regulation of voltage-gated potassium channel activity; sleep; regulation of synaptic transmission, cholinergic. The record is from RefSeq and is a predicted model, not a curated record. NCBI's taxonomy places the organism in Eukaryota, Metazoa, Arthropoda, Insecta, Diptera, Drosophilidae. The coding region runs from base 127 to 603 and encodes 158 amino acids.
AGUGACGGUAGCAUAAUGCUUCGCUGCAGGAUCAGGACCUGAGUGCAGAGUGCAGACAGCAGAUAGAAAAAAGUCAAAUAUUUUAAGCCUACUAAAAGUGGGUGGAGAGCCGGAAAAGCGACCAAGAUGUGGACGCAGAGAAAUGCAGUCGGCAAUUGGCUGUUGGUCUUAACAGCCGUUAUCGGAUUUCUAACUUUCAUAUGGAUUCCGCAGACCUCAGCCGAAUGUCAAACGCGAUCGAUUUACUGCUAUGAGUGCGAUUCCUGGACAGAUGCCCGCUGCAAGGAUCCCUUCAACUAUACUGCCCUGCCAAGGGAUCAACCACCCUUGAUGACUUGCAACGGUUGCUGCGUGAAAAUGGUGCGGCAUCAGAGAUCACCGUACGAGGUGGUGCGACGCAUGUGUACGUCACAGUUACAGAUCAAUUUAUUCAUGGUCGAUCACGUGUGCAUGAUGGAAAGUUCAGGCAAUGGACAUAUGUGCUUUUGUGAGGAAGAUAUGUGCAAUUCUAGUAAAGAUUUACUCACUAACGGUUGCCAGCUGCAUCUCAUACCCAUCGCAGUGGCAGUGUCAUGGCUAAUGGGUCAAUUGCUCAGCAGAUAGAAAGUGUUAGGCUCACCCACAGAAAUCCACACACACACACUCAGAAAUCAGAACAUACAAAAAACACCCUACACGAACUCACUAUCUAUCUUCCUCUCUAUCUAAGCGUAUGAUUUGUAGCUUGAUUUGAUUUCAUUACGAUAACAGUUACGAUUGAUUUCCUUUUGGAGCACAGUUUUCGAAGAAAGGACUUCGAGUAGUUUGAUCAGCACCAAUAGAAAGCUCGAGAAUUCAAUCCAGGAAUGUGAAUGCAUACCAAAGCUUCCAAAGACAGAAGGCUUUCUCUGUUUCUCAAUCACACACAGUAAACACACACUAAAUCGAGCUUUGGAUGCACAGAGUUCUUGAGAUGCGAGUUCAGUCGAAUCGCAUAGAAAUCGAAUCGAAUCCGAAUCGAUAUUUGAAUUGCAUGUUGUUGAUGCUAAAGCUGAAGCAUGUAGCGCUUAAGUCGGAAUCGUAGUGAUUAUUACAUUUUGAUUUCGUUGUUACUUACAUUUGUAAAUGCCCCGACCAGAGGGAUAAAAAAAAACCAAAGCCAGUAAUCGAUUCAAACUUUAACACCCUACUAGACUUACUUUAAAACAUUUGUCCAAAACAUAUGUAAACUUGGAAUAACUAGACACCCCAGACACACUGUAUAUAUUGCCAGCCCCAAAAAGAUCAUCACAAAAGUAUUUGCAGUGACCAAGUGAAACAUUUGCUCAUCUUGUUUAUUCCAAAGUCGGAAGAGAACUCCAUAUUGCAUAAAACGUUAUUUUGUUGUUAAUACUCUGUAUCCUAGAUCGUAGCCAUUAAGCUGUAAUCUCGGUUCUUGCUUGGACCCUAAAACAAAAAACAAAAAAACCCACGCAUCAUAUCACGUAACGAAGUAACAAUGAGACCGAACUUUGGUAACCUAUCGAUCUUAGAGUAGUUAGCCUCAUAGAACCUGCCACCAGCACCAAACUGUAUAAAGUACCGAUCACCCUGGUCCCUUUGGUUUAUGUUCAACAAGUGAUAAUUAGAUUGUAAGUAGAUGAUCCCCGAUCCCAAUUCCGAUCCCGAGCCCCCAAGAUCCGUAAUACAACCCGUAUCCCUCAUUAUGAAAUUGAAAUUAAAUCAAUUCUCAUUCAUGCUAGUGAUAGUCUUAAAACGAAUCGAAUCGAAUCGGAACUUAUAGCUUACAUAGCUUAUGAUUUACAUUUUUGGAAUUUUACGUAAUAUUAUAAAUUAAUAGUUAUGAUUAUCAUCUCGACUAGAGUAUUCAACUUGAAGUUUUGUAUUCUAAGCGUAAACCUUUUCAUUUGUAUAAUUGAAGAUUGGCUAAUAAACAACCAUUUUUACCAUACGUAUAUCUCUAGCUAAAUUUACUCUCAACUUUUGCCUUUUAACUUUUAGCUUCAAUUUGCUUUAUCUACUUGCUACUCACUUAACCGACUUUUCAACAUUCGUGCACUUUUGCCCACGCAUUUGUACAAUAUUUACCCCUAGACUUGGCUUUAGUUAAAAAAUGCUUAACAAAGAUAACUAAAAGAAAACAAUAGAAUAUCCAUAUCCGUCCAGCACAGGUAAGUCACAAGCAAAAAAAACUAUAAUCCAAAAAGUACAGUUGCGCACCGUUUUCUUAGUUCGCUCUUGCCUCGCUCGUAGAUGAAUGGGAUAUCGGAUCUUAGCCGGCCUAUCUUGGUGGUACACACAAACACUUUCACUCCAGCACCCUCCUAACCCAAAUCCACCCCCAAACCCCCUUCCCCUCCACAAAACCCCCUACACUUAGCGAAAAUCCCUAAUGCAAUGUUUACACCAUUAUUUUUUUAGUUCGAUUUGUAUAGUUUCUUGCUUUCCUGGUAUGUUGGUUUGUUCAAUAACAGAUAAACUUAUAUAUUUUAACCACAAAUAUCUAACCGAUUUUGGUUUGUGAAUGUUGACAAUAUUCUUAUAACCAGUAUUUGAUUGAUUGAUUGACGGUUAAUGCGUUUCAAACUUUAAACAAAAACAAACAUUAAUCGAAAACAGGCAAUGAAGUUAAACAAAAAAAAUAACACACACUGAUUUUGUAGUGCAAAACUAACAUAUUUUAAUUUAGUACUUUUUGUAGUUCCAACAUCUAUCUCAGCGCCAACAUACUCUAUAUUUCUCUUUCUCUGUAUCUCCUCUAUAUCUCUCUGUAUAUCUUUCUAUCUGUUUGACUAUCUAUCACUCUCUCCUAACAACUCUGUUUGAUCUUAAGACUCUUUUUACUAACUUUCUUCCAAAAACAGAAACCACAUAGAACUCUUCCACUAGAGACACACCUGUAGCAUAUAUUCAAAAAAUAAAAUUUAACAAUAAAAGUACACGCAAAUACACAAAAGACACUCACUGAAUGUUAGCGAAAUAUAUACAGAAAAUACGAUAAAGUUACAGAAUUAGUGAUGCACUUAGAGAAAACACUCAACCAACUCAUGAAUAUACUAAAAACCAAUGGUGAAUUUUUACUACGUGUAGGCGCGUUUUUUUAAACAAAUCAAAAAAAUAUUAAAACCGUUUAAGAGAGCCCGAAAAUGAUGGGCCUAAGCUUCACAUCCAUAGAUUCCUCACAAUACAAAAAGCACUAAAUUAAUAUCAAAGAUCUUACCAAUAUAGCGAAAUGCUAAGUAAAAUGAAUAUUGGUAUUGGUUGAUGAAUAUUGCAAAGAAAAGAGAAAAACCAAAGAGACACAAAAAGCCCAAAAACCAACUCUCUAGAAGAAUUCAGCAGUCGCUUUUAUGUUUUAAUUUAAAAUAUUGGUUCGUUUUUUUUGAUUAUCCAUCUUGAAAAUAGCAGAUAAUUCCAAUUUUUUUGAUUGAGUUUAAACCUCAGCUCACCACGCUCACAUCUAAUAAUUCCCUCCACUCACUCAAUCUCUCACCUUUUCACCUCAACUCACCUUGUCAGUUGGCAUCCACAUAUGUUCCACCAGUGGCGUACGCAGGAAUAUUUUAAUAGUCGGGUUUUUAAUUAAAAAUGUAUAUUUUUUUGGAGUUUGUACUGUAAUUUAGUACUGAAACUAUUUUUUUGAUUAAAUUAUGCUUUCAGUUAUUUUGGGCAAACAAAUUAUAAAAUUGCCAAAACAAAUCAAACAACAAAUUCUUGUACGCCACUGGGUUUCACCACCAACAAGGUUGCGCAGGUGCGAUAGAGAGCUCCUUCUAACCCUCUCUCGCAGCUGUGCCACGCCCCUCCACCCACAACCACCCACGAAAAUGGUGCUUUUUCACAUACGACACCACUGUCUGACUAUGUUUUUCAUCAUGUACGCCAUCGCAAUCCAUGCACAGUGGUCGCAAUGCCGCGACAGCCGUUCCACAAGUGCAAAAAUAUUAUUUAAUUGUUUUUUCUAAAUUAAAUAUUGGCAUUUGUGGGCGGCAGGCGCGCGUGCAUUACCGAGCAUCUGAAAACUUCGAGGGUAAAAAUGAAAAAUAUGGCGCCGCCUGUCACCGGCGAAUAUUCCCCAAAAAAAAAUCGCUAUUGGCCACAGGCGGUCGCCGCCCCAACUGUAAUUGUGAACGUCCGUGCGGCCAUUCCCCAAAAUAUAAAAAAUAUAUACCCCAAAAAACUGAGGAUUGAAAAAGCAGCUGAAAAACCGUUGGAGGAUCGGCGCGGGAUCUUAUCAAAUCAAGCUUCUUCUGCUUGGGGCUUUAAAAACAAAGCUUUGAGGCUUACUUUUUACUAAGCAGGUGCUUCCAACUCGCUUUGCUGGACAAAUAAAAAAAAACAAAAUAAUAACUACCAUUCAAAACCGCUUGGCCAACUCAGCAUACUCUCAGAAAUCGUUAAAGAAUAUCGACAAUAUUUUAAUUGUAUUCCAAAAGUAAAGAUGAAAAGUCAACGAGCACCUUUAAAACUAAUCAAGACAUUGUAAUUAGCAAAUAAACAAAGUUAAGCAAAACAGCGAGUACGAAAAGCCUUGUAAGAGAUUAUAAUAAAACAAAAGCAUUUAAACGAAA